AUUCUAACCAUAUAGUUGACCAUCGAAUGCUACACUCUCGCAAUCACAUAAAAUUGAUAUACGGUGAAGUGAAACAUCAAAAGUUUAGGAUAAAAAUUAUAUUAAAAGAUAAUUCAAGACAGUGUCAUCACCACGCGCGUGUCAUAUAAAUCUAAUUAUAGUGGAUGAGUUUCAUAAAUCUCUAUUGAAGACAAUAAUUUACAAAUUUCUUCUUCAAAUUCUUUUGUGCAACUAUAUUCCAAGAAUAAUUGGAUCAGUAGUACCAGUGUUUAAGUUAGUUUAAGAAGAGCCUGGAAGAUUAAGUCUAGAUAUCCUUUCAAUAAUGAUGUUCAACUUCUACAUAAUUGGACAUAAGACAUCAUGGAUGUGAAUUACAUGGAAGAAGAUUUUCUUAUUUUAUCUUUUUUACAAUUGUGCUUAUUGCUGUUAUUAGAAGAAAGGAAUCGAAAAAAGAGAUGGUUAAAUAGGAGAUGGUGGGUGAGACCCAUCAACGUUGCACGUCCUCUGUAUGGGGACUUUGAACAUCUCUUUAACGAAUUGAAAUAUAAUGAUAUCGAUGUAUUUUUUCGAUAUGCAAGAAUGAGGAAAGAAACGUUUAAUCAUUUAUUACAAAUGACAAAGCCUUUUUUAACUAAAUUGAGCAAAAGAGCUUUUAGUCCAGAACAACGAUUGAUCAUAACUCUGAGAUAUUUAGCAACUGGGGAUCAAAUAUUGUCUAUUGCCCUAGCUUUUAGAUGUGGAGAGUCAACAGUCCGAAAAAUUAUUCAUGAAACUUGUUCAGUAAUAGUAAAAAUAUUGCAACCAAUUUACCUUCGUCUACCAAGAGAAGAAGAAUGGAAAAAUAUUUGCACUGGUUUUCUGGAAAAUUGGAAUUUUCCUCAUUGUGUUGGAUCAUUUGAUGGGAAACACGUGGAAAUACAAGCUCCGCCAAAUUCUGGAAGCUUAUUUUUUAACUAUAAAAAGACAUUUAGUAUUGUAUUGAUGGCUGCAUGUGAUCACAGAUAUAGAUUCACAUUAGUCGAUGUAGGUUCGUAUGAUGGUAAUAGCGAUGGUGGAAUUUUUACUUCUUCUGAUAUUCAUUCGGCACUGCAAGAAGAAACAUUAAAUCUUCCUAAAGGAUUCGCAAAUCUUCCUGGAAGCAACGUUAAAUUGCCAUGCUUUUUUCUCGGAGAUAGCGGUUUUCCCAUCAGUAGUAUUAUGAUGCGACCUUACGCUGGAAAAUUACAUGAUGAAAGAAAAAAAUAUUUAAUUACAGAUUGUCUAGAGCCAGACGUACAAUAGAAAACACUUUUGGCAUCUUAUCUUCACGGUGGAGAAUUUAUCGAAAACCGAUUAAUAUGCACCCUAAAUAUAUAGAUAAAAUUGUCAUGGCGACAAUAUGUUUACAUAAUUAUAUAAAGUUUGAGGAAGAUCUUAUGCAAACGGAGAAUAAAAUAUAUUGUCCUCCUAAUUUUAUUGAUUCGGAAGAUGCAACAGGUAACGUUAUUCCUGGAGAGUGGCGGCGAUAUACUCAAAAUGUAUUUAAAGACAUCCCUCCUACUUCAACGCAUAAUGCAACUGCAGUUGCAUAUAGACAAAGAGAUACAUUGGCUGAU
Molecule: messenger RNA, 1595 nt
Organism: Nylanderia fulva
Lineage: Eukaryota; Metazoa; Arthropoda; Insecta; Hymenoptera; Formicidae
Source: RefSeq, a predicted model, not a curated record